CAUAUUGUCUACCAAACACAUUGUAUUUAAGUCUUAAAGAGGGGUUUUUGAAGAGUUGAUCUUUUCACGAAAAAGCGACGGUUGUAUUCGAGAGAAAGGGCAUGACAUUUUCUGUCAAGACUUUACAAGUGUAUACUACGUGGAUCUGUAUGCUCUACUGAUACCCCUUUCAGGUGGUCUCCUAUUUCGGUAUUUUUUCCACUUGUAAUUAAAUGACAACAUUUAAUGCAGUUUUUGUCUAAAUGCUAACAAUGUAGAUUCAAAAUUGGUAUUAAACCAACGCACGGAAAUAACUUGGAAUAUAAUACUAUGAAAAUGGACCCUGCAAAAACUAAAAAGAAGAGAAAGCGUUCCAAGGAAGCCGCAGAAAGGCAUAGACUCAAAUACUUGGAAAUCUUGAAAAGGAGAGCAAAGGGACGUCAAGAGAGUAAAACGGAUUCCAGGAAUGACGCCACAAAUUCUCACAAUAGCGCAUUGAAACCAGUAAAAAUCUGCAGAUACUACUAUCGCAAUGGCAGUUGCGUGCAUGGAGAAUCAUGUAGCUUUUCACACACAUGUAUUCCACUCAAGUCAAAAGAUCUCAAGCUCUGCCAGUUUUACAUUAAAAUGCCAAGUGAAUGCAAAUACACAGCAGCUGAGUGUAAAUACUCACAUGAACCUCGUUUGUUCUUGUGCCGAUCUAAUGUAUUGCAUGGAAUAUGUCCAAAUGAAGGUAAAUGUCAAUUUAACCAUAUCCCAGAAGACAAUAUUAAAGUACUGGAUGAUACAGAAAAGCUCAAAUUUUGCUACAAUAACAAAAGCUUUCUGGCUAAUUUGCUAGUCAAAUACCUCAAGGAUCACUCUCUGCUAAACACUGAAAUUUCAAACUAUAAAACUGAGCUCGAUCUAAUCUGCAAAGCCUACGACAAGAUUAAGGAUCAUGGAUCGAUUCCUUGGUAUCUAGAAUAUAUAUUCAUGAUUCUAGAAAAGGAUUUGAUUACAUCUGCUAAUACAUAGAUGUAUACUUACAGGGUUUGCAAAGUGCAACAGCUCUAAGGCUGGUGCGGCGUGAAAUCCAUAAGUGCCUUUACACGUCUUUUGUGCGUCUUUUCAUUAGAAUGCGAUUGAAUUGACUUUUCGUCCAAAAAAUAGCGAUCACAGAACUGACAAUAGAAUCUUCCUAUAAAAUAGUGCGUAAAGGCAAGUUGUAACUAAUUGAAUCUCUUACCUUGGCCAUGAACUUCGUAUUGCGGAUCUU
Theileria equi strain WA is the source of this 1237-nucleotide messenger RNA. RefSeq lists its product as hypothetical. Gene Ontology annotation, cellular component: nucleus. The transcript is spliced from 2 exons. Lineage: Eukaryota; Apicomplexa; Aconoidasida; Piroplasmida; Theileriidae. The record is from RefSeq and is a predicted model, not a curated record. Gene Ontology annotation, biological process: negative regulation of DNA-templated transcription. Bases 310 to 996 code for a protein of 228 amino acids. Gene Ontology annotation, molecular function: RNA binding; metal ion binding.